GAAGUAAAGGCUGCUGAGACAAUUUUAAUUCAGCUCAGCAAAGAACGCACGAAGCUUCCAUGUCACAGCGGGCAAAGCCAAACAGCAUUAAGCGUUCUAAAACGGGACCAGAUUAAAAACAAACUUAUUAUUUUUUUCUAUUGGUAACUUGGUAAGUCUUAUACAUGCAGUAUGUUUGAUAAAACUGAUAUUGAUCAGAGUAAUGUAAGUAAAAACUAUGAUUUUCAUUCAGUAGAACAGUCUUUUUCAUGCAAUGUGUGUCAGAAAACAUUCAGAAAGAGAGACAAUUUAGAUAAACAUUCCCUUGUUCAUGCUGUGGAGAAACCUGAUUCUUGCUACGUAUGUGAUGAAACCUCAGAGAAAUCUCACUUAAAUGUACAUUCUGUUGCUCAUACUGCAGAGAAACCAUAUUCAUGCAGUGUGUGUGAUCAAUCUUUCACUCAAAAAUCUAAUUUAAUUAAACACGCUCUUGUUCUUACUGGAGAGAGACCCUAUUUAUGCUGUAUAUGUGAUCAAUCAUUCACAAAGAAAUCUGUUUUAAAAAGACACUACCGUAUUCAUACUGGAGAGAAACCUUAUUCAUGCAGCUUAUGUAAUAAAACUUUCUCAUUGAAAUCUUAUUUAAAUGCACAUUCUGUUGUUCAUACUGGAGAGAAACCUUAUUCGUGCAGUGUGUGUGGUCAAUCUUUCACACAGAAAUCUGGUUUAAAUCAACACUCUCUUGUUCAUACUGGAGAGAAACCUUAUUCAUGCAACCUGUGUGAUAAAACCUUCUUAGUGAAAUCUGUCUUAAAUAAGCACUAUAUUGUUCAUACUGGUGAGAAACCUUAUUCGUGUAGUGUGUGUGAUAAAUCUUUCACUCAGAAAUCUAGUUUAAAUAAACAUGCUCUUGUUCAUACUGGAGAGAAACCUUAUUCAUGCAGCUUAUGUGAUAAAACUUUCCUAUUGAAAUAUCAAUUAAAUGUACACUCUGUUGUUCAUACUGGAGAGAAACCUUAUUCAUGCAGCUUAUGUGAUAAAACUUUCUCAUUUAAAUAUUCUUUAAAUAUGCACUCUGUUGUUCAUACUGGAGAAAAACCUUAUUCAUGCAGUGUGUGUGGUCAAUCUUUUACCCAGAAAUCUAGUUUAAAUAAACACGCUCAUGUUCGUACUGGAAAGAAACCAAAAUCUUAUUCAUGCAGUGUGUGUGGUCAAUCUUUCACCCGGAAAUCUAGUUUAAAUAUACACUCUGUUGUUCAUACUGGAGAGAAACCUUAUUCGUGCAGUGUGUGUGAUCAAUCUUUUACACAGAAAUUUAGUUUAAAUAGACAUGCUCAUGUUCAUACUGGAGAGAAACCUUAUUCAUGCAGCCUGUGUGAUCAGUCUUUUGCAGAGAAAUCUAAUUUAAAUAAGCACUUUCUUGUUCAUACUGGAGAAAAGCCAUAUACAUGCAGUGUGUGUAAUAAAGGUUUUGCUUGUAAAUCAAAUUUAAAUCAACACUCUCUUGUUCAUACUAGAAAAAAACCCACAUUCUUGCACUCUACGCAAUCAAUCUUUUUCACAGAUAUUUAAUUUAAAUUGAUACUUACUUGUUCAUAUGGGAGAUAAACCUUAUUAUUGCAAUUAAGAGGUCUCUAGUUGGGAUCUAUCUCUCAAAAAGUAAAAUUAUCAUUUAGAGGUCCAAAUUUUCAACUGCUUUCUUGACUAAGCUAUUGGGACCAUAUUUUCCGAAGUGUGGUUACCUCCCAUAUGUUGUAGAUCAGGUAUGCAAUUUACGUCUAAAAAACGGUAGGUUCAAGUCAGAAAAAUUACAUUUUAGUGUUUGAUUUUGUUGCUUAAAAUGUAGUAAUGCUAGGUUUAAUUGCUUAAAAGGAUCGCUUCUUUAAACUAUUUCGAUUGAAUUCCAGUGCAUGAAGAUACGAUCACUAGAUCAAAAGGUUUUCUGUGUGUUAGGAUUUCUUUUGUGUGUACUGUACUUACCAAAUUUAAGAGGAUGUCGUACCACCGGAGAACCUUUUCGUUGCAAAUUCUCUUUCACCUUCGUAAUUAAUCUAAAAUAUAAAGUAUAGAAAAAGUGAGUUCAGACGAUCCUAGAGUAAGCAAAGAAGUUUCAAAUACUGAAAAGAAAUUUUUAAAAUAUCAGACUGAAAAUAAAGUGUGGGAAGUUAACUCAGAAUUACACAAUGUUGUUGUUGUGUCCAAUCCUUCAGGAUCUAGCGACAGCUAGAUCAAAUCCAAGAGACCGUGGACCCUAGCAAAAUCAAGCACCAGAAGUGGGCUAUCACGGAUAUCCGCAAGAGCGAGCCCCAAGCAGUCGAGGAUAUGAUCGGGGGAGGCUGGCAUCAGAUGGCACUUGGUGCACGUUGGAAAGACAUUGCGGCCGCAUUCAAAGGUCAUGCAUUUGAGGUGCCCACUGAUAAAUCUUGAGGCGGCCAUUUGAGCCUGUCUGUCAGCCUCAAGAUCCAAUGCACAUCCUGGUCUUUUCCUACAGAACCAGGGAUACAAAUGUAGUAGUUCUCAUCCAAUAAUUUGUUUGCAUUUACAUAUUUUUCAAUUUUUUUUUUUACAAUUAACAUUUUAUGGCUCUUACUCUAGGUUUACCUGAACUCCCUUUUUCUUUCUUUUAAAUAAUGUUGAUUAAAGAGAAUUUGCGACAAAAAUUUUCUCCCAACGUAUAACGUUCUCUUACUAAGUUAGAAGCUUUUAAAUUUGUUAUUAGGUUUAAAGUUUCUUUAAAUUUAUUCACUGCAACAAGCAUGUGUUGUUCUGGUCUGUAAUAUUUGUUAAGUUGAUGAGAUGUAGGUAUGCUGAAUUUGAGUAGCUAAUUUAUUAUUAUUUUCAAAAUUUACAUAAUGUAGCUAAUGCUGUUAGUUUGAGUGACGAAAAUAUUUAAAUUAACCAAAAACUUUUUUGUUACAAAAUUAUAUUUAAUUUAUUACUUUUGACACAAAAUUAUUCUUAAAAUAACUGCAGAUGAAUUAUGUGAAUCUGUUUCAAACCAUUGGCCAAAUACGAGAACUCAGCACAUCUAUGUAUUAUUUAUGGUACAUUUUAGAUGUUGAAAAAAUAUUUCUAAUUUUGGAUUAAAGUUUUGGUUAC
Molecule: messenger RNA, 3078 nt
Organism: Parasteatoda tepidariorum (common house spider)
Lineage: Eukaryota; Metazoa; Arthropoda; Arachnida; Araneae; Theridiidae
Biological process (GO): regulation of transcription by RNA polymerase II
Cellular component (GO): nucleus
Molecular function (GO): RNA polymerase II cis-regulatory region sequence-specific DNA binding; DNA-binding transcription activator activity, RNA polymerase II-specific
Source: RefSeq, a predicted model, not a curated record